Molecule: messenger RNA, 2870 nt
Organism: Podospora bellae-mahoneyi
Lineage: Eukaryota; Fungi; Ascomycota; Sordariomycetes; Sordariales; Podosporaceae
Gene: ESC4
Product: regulator of Ty1 Transposition
Exons: 4
Coding region: 131-2785 (884 amino acids)
Biological process (GO): double-strand break repair; DNA double-strand break attachment to nuclear envelope
Cellular component (GO): nucleus; Cul8-RING ubiquitin ligase complex
Source: RefSeq, a predicted model, not a curated record
CUCCUUGUCCUGGUGGAUUUUCGAGACGCGUCUCGGCCACCCACACACCCACACAAGCCACAAAGCACCACCACAACCUACCACUAUCCGUACCAGCUUGGGCAAACAGACUUCGACGGUCCACCACUUGAUGCAUACCAUCACCGACACGCGCAUGCGACAGCCUGCUUUCAACAUGGCGGAACAGCAUGAGAAGGCCCCAUUGCUCGCCGACUGCGCUAUCGCUUUCGUGCAAAGCAAGCAGCUCUCGAGCCAGCUAAUCUCCAUUCUAUCCGAUGUCGCAAGAGAACACGGCGCCGAAGUGCUAGAGCCAGAUCGCCAGGGAAAGAUCCGGUGGAAGAAAGCCACCCACAUUAUUUCGAACACGAUUGACUUUGAAGAAUACACCGAGUCGCUGGCCGCCAUGGUGCCCGUGGUCAAGUCGGACUGGAUCAGAGUCAGCAUUCAUCGCAGAAAGCUGGCGCAGUUACGGCCCUACUCGCCAGAUCCCCGCAUGAUCUUCUCAAGCGUGACCGUCACUUGCGCCGACAUCCCAACCCUAGACAGGGAGGCAAUCUGUGGUGGCGUUUUGGCCCUCGGGGGCAUGGAGUCCAAGGAUCUAAACAAGUUAACCACCCACAUUUGCGCUCUCACACUGGAACACCCAAAAUGUCAGGAGGCGCUCGAGAAGAAGUUGAAGGCCAAGAUUGUCCUUCCUCAUUGGUUCGACGACUGCUUCCGUCUGGGCAAACGAAUCGACGAAGGUCCAUAUCUCCUCCCCGACCCGGAAGUCUUGCGCACUGCCUCCGAAGAACCGGUGAAAAUCCCAAGUAGCCAGCAACUUGAGGGUGCUAGCUCUGCUGUCCCCAGUGGCCCAUACGAACCGCAGGGGGGGGAGAAGCUCGUGGUGUUUUCGCAGAAGAAGGUUCUGUUGGGCGACGACCUCCCCAUCAACGACUCGACCCGUAAGACCAUUGGCGAGAAGAUUGCAAGAGGUGGAGGCGAGGUUGUGGGGACGGUUGAAGAGUGCAAUACCUUUGUCGGUCACUACCGUGAUGGCGAGCAAUAUGUCAGGGCUUCGCAAAUGGGCAAAGACGUCGGCAACUUGGCGUGGCUCUACUAUUUGAUUGUGUACAACGAGUGGACUUCGCCGCUUCGGCGCUUGCUUCAUUACCCAGUUCCAAGAGAACCUCUGCCAGGAUUUAAGGACCUAAAGAUCACACUCUCCAACUACGGUGGUGAGGCCCGUAUCUACCUGGAGAACCUCGUCACGGCUGCCGGUGCUACAUAUACCCGAACGAUGAAGGCAGAGAAUACACAUCUCAUCACGGCUCGCCUGCAUAGCGAGAAGUGUGAAGCCGCCAAGGACUGGAACAUCGAGAUCGUCAACCACCUCUGGAUCGAGGAGAGCUAUGUUGCCUGCCAGGCUCUGGCUCUCAACGACGACAAGUACAAAGCAUGGCCUCGGCGAACGAAUCUUGGCGAAGUUAUUGGCAAAACCUUCCUCGACGAGACUGUGCUCCGCAAUCUGUACUACCCAGGAGGAGAGGAACACAUGGAUGCGGCAGCAAAGAAGAAGAAGAGAGUGGCCGCAGCGGCGCAAAAGAACGCGCUCACCAUGAACCUGGACAAGGACUUUGGCACCAUGCAAGACUCGUUCAUGACGGAUUCGAGCCCAGCGCCUGCUGCACCGGCAACGGCGAAGAAGGGGCGAAAGCCAAAGGCGGCGGCUGCUGCCGCCCCAACCGCGCCCAACCUUGUCACGCCAGCCAAGGGUCGUCAUCUUCGCACAGGGAAGGAGAAUGAUACCCCCUCCGUCCUGUCAAGCGGCAGCCGGAAUGCCAAAGCAGCUGCGCUCUCCAAGCUUCAGGACAUUGCUCCGGAUCUGGCGUUGUAUGAGAAGGAAAAGAGGAGGCCAUUGAAGGAUGGGGUUUGGGGUGGUAAGAGGGCGAUGGAUCAGAUUGACAAGGAGAGAAGCACGAGAAGCUCUAGUCCGGACGGCCAUGCUGAUGCGGAUGAUGAUGAAGAGGAAGAGGAGACCGGUGAGAAGAGCAGGCCGUCCAAGAGGCCGAGGUUGUCGCUGCCGAAUGUCGCGAUGAGGAUUUGCGCGACGGGGUACAAGAGAUGGGUAGGGAAUAAGAACUUGGAGGAUUCGGACCGGAAGAAACUGCGCAACCUCGGCGUCACCCUGGUGCAAGACACCCAACCGUGCGACUACCUCGCCGCCCCCAAAGUCGUCCGCACGAUGAAAUUCCUCAAGUGCCUAGCCAAGGGCGCGGAAAUAAUCAACACUUCGUUCCUCGACGCCUGCCUCGAGACGAACAAGCGUCCGCCAGUGGAGGACCACUUUUUGGUUGACGAGGAAAACGAAAAGAAGUUCAACAUCAACCUCGGGACGUCUGUCGGGCGCGCGCGCGCGAAUAAAGGGAAGCUCCUGUGGAAUGUGCCGAUUUAUUGCACGGCGGACAUCAAGAACGGGGUGGAGAAUUUUAAAGCCAUUGCGGAGGCGAACGGGGCGAUAUUCAAGAUUUAUAGGGCGAGGAGCGGGACGACGAUCAAGCCGACGACGGCGGAGGAGGAUGGGGGGGCGGACCCGGACCCGGUGUAUUUGCUGAGCGGGACCACGCCGGGGGAGAAGGCGCUGUGGCCCAAGUUUGAGGAGAUGGCGGUUAAUGGGCACUGCGAGCCGAGGGUGGUGAAUGGGGAUUGGUUGUUGGAUGUGGCGAUGAGGCAGGAGUUGACGUUUGAUAAGAAGUAUCUUUGGAAGGGGCAGGAGGAGGCCGGGAGGGGGGACGUGAUGGAUUGAUUUAUCAUUGAGCGAGUUAUGGUGAGGCGUUUUUGGUGUUGUUAGCCGUUAGGUUAAGUUCAAAGUUAUUGUUUUUGGGUGGGUU